Molecule: messenger RNA, 6883 nt
Organism: Cercocebus atys (sooty mangabey)
Lineage: Eukaryota; Metazoa; Chordata; Mammalia; Primates; Cercopithecidae
Gene: BIRC3
Product: baculoviral IAP repeat containing 3
Exons: 9
Coding region: 2852-4666 (604 amino acids)
Biological process (GO): regulation of cell cycle; negative regulation of apoptotic process; positive regulation of protein ubiquitination
Cellular component (GO): nucleus; cytoplasm
Molecular function (GO): cysteine-type endopeptidase inhibitor activity involved in apoptotic process; ubiquitin protein ligase activity
Source: RefSeq, a predicted model, not a curated record
ACUGGGAGGAGUGCGGAACGCCUGCUACGGGUAGGGGUGGGGAUUUGGGUGACGCAUUUAAAAGACAGCGUGAGACUCGCGCUCUCCGCACGGAACAGGCCGGGCGACAGGUGUCGCUUGAAAAGACUGGGCUUGUCCUUGCUGGUGCAUGCGUCGUCGGCCUCUGGGCAGCAGGUUUACAAAGGAGGAAAACAACUUCUUCUAGAUUUUUUUUUUCAGUUUCUUCUAUAAAUCAAAACAUCUCAAAAUGGAGACCUAAAAUCCUUAAAGGGACUUAGUCUAAUCUCGGGAGGUAGUUUUGUGCAUGGGUAAACAAAUUAAGUAGUUGACUGGUGUUUUACUAUCCAAAGAAUGCUAAUUUUAUAAACACGAUCGAGUUAUAUAAGGUGUAACUAUAAUGAGUUUGAUUUUGAAUUUGAUUUGUGGAAGUAAAGGAGAAGUGAUCCUAGCUGGGGCAUAUUGUUAAAGCAUUUUUUUCAGAGUUGGCCAGGCAAUCUCCUACUGGCAUAUUCUCCCAUUAUGUAGAAUAGAAACAGUACCGGUGUUUGGGAAAGAUUUUAAAAUGAGUGACACUUACGUUGAACAAAAAGCUAAUAAUAAAUCCUCUGCAAACUAAAGAAAUAUGCAGAUGAAAGCUUUGACACAUUAAAAUACUUCUACAGUGACAAAGAAAAAUCAAGAACAAAGCGUUUUGAUAGGUGCAACAAAUUUAGAGGAAGUAAAAAGAUAAAUGUGAUGAUUGGUCAAGAAAUUAUCCAGGUAUUUAUAAGGCCAUUGAUAUUUUAAAAGUCCAAAAGUGUGUUUAAGUGGGCUGUUACCUCUGAGAAUGAUGAGGAUGAGAGUGAUGGUUGAAGGUUACAUCUUAGGAAAUGAAGACAUUUAGAAAGAAAAAUAAUAUAAAGACAGUGAUGAAUACAAAGAAGAUUUUUAUGACAAUGUGUAAAAUUUUUGGCCAGGGAAAGGAAUAUUGAAGUUAGAUACAAUUACUUACCUUUGAGGGAAGUAAUUAUCGGUAAUGAGAUGUGAUGUUUCUCCCGCCACCUGGAAACAAACCAUUGAAGUCUGCAGUCAAAAAGUCCAACAUCUCUGAGAUCCAGGAAACCAUGCUUGCAAAUCACUGGUGGAAAAAAUAAAAAGCCACAAUGACUUUCUUAUUGGUCAUUGCUAGUACUACUGACUCAGAACCUCUUUACUAAUGGCUAGGAAGUCAUAAUUGAGAAACUCUGAAUUUUGACAAGGUCUCGCUGUUGAAAUGGUAAAUUUAAUUUUUUUUUGUCACGAUAAAUUCUGGUUCAAGGUAUGCUAUCCAUGAAAUAAUUUCUGACCAAAAACUACAUUGAUGCCAUUUGAUUAUUCAUCUUAGCCUAUACAUGGCAUUUGGUAACUUUUGACUGUUUUAAAAAAUAAAUCCACUAUCAGAGUAGAUUGGAUGUUGGCUUCAGAAACAUAUAGAAAAACAAAAGUUCAAAAAUGUUUUCAGUAGGUAAUAAGUUAAAUAACUCUACAAUGUUAGUUCUUUAAGGGGGAUAAAAAAUUUUUUAAAAAUCUUUGAAAGGUCUUAUUUUACAGCCAUAUCUACAUUAUCUUAAGAAAUUUUUUAACCAAGGGAAUGCAAUAUAUAUCAUGAUUCUGUUUUUCCAAAAGUAACCUGAAUAUAGCAAUGAAGUUCAGUUUUGUUACUGGUAGUUUCGGCAGAGUGCCUUUUUGCAGCACCUGUUGUCUACCAUAAUUAUAGAGGACAUUUCAGUGUUCUAGCCAAGUAUACUCUUAGAAUAAAAAAAUGUUAACAUUGAGUUGCUUCAACAGCAUGAAGCUGAGUCCAAAAGACCAAAUGAACAAACACAUUAAUCUCUGAUGAUUUAUUUUAAAUAGAAUAUUUAAUUGCAUACGAUCUAAUAGUAUCAUUAUGCUUAAGCAGUUAUAUUCCUGAUGAUCUAUGGGAAAUAACUAUUAUUUAAUAAAUAUUGAAACCAGAUUUUAAGAUGUGUUAGCCAGUCCUGUUAUUGGUAAAGCUCUUUAUUUGGAGAGAAAUUUUAGAUUGUUUUGUUCUCCUUAUUAGAAGGAUUGUAGAAAGAAAAAUAUGACUAAUUGGAGAAAAAUUUGGGAUAUACCAUAUUUCAUUGAAUUCAAAAUGUCUUCAAUUGUAAAUCAUACCAUUAUUGUAUGUACCUCUAAGAAAUAAAAGUGCUGCUAAUUAAAAUAUGAUAUGCCAUUAAUUAUAAAAUACUUCUUGAUAACAGAAGUUUUAAAAUAGCCAUCUUAGAAUCAGUGAAAUAUGGUAAUGUAUUCUUUUCCUCCUUUGAGGUAGGUGUUAUGCUUUUUUUCCCUGGCUACUAAAUUUCACAAUUUCCAAAAAGCAAAAUAAACAUAUUCUGAAUAUUUUUACUGUGAAACACUUGAGAGCAGAGCUUUCCACCAUGUAAAGAAGCUUCAUGAGUCACACAUUACAUCUUCAGGUUGAUUGAAUGCCACUGAAACAUUCUAGUAGCCUGGAGAAGUUGACCUACCUGUGGAGAUGCCUGCCAUUAACUGGCAUCCUGAUGGCCUAAUACACUUUACUCUUCUGUGAAGGGUUUUAAUCUUCAGCACAGCUUACUCUGUAGCAUCAUGUUUACAUUGUAUGUAUAAAGAUUAUACAAAGGUGCAAUUGUGUAUUUCUUCCUUAAAAUGUAUCAGUAUGGGAUUUAGAAUCUUUCCAUGUUGAAACUCUAAAUGCAUAGAAAUAAAAAUAAUUAAAAAUUUUUUCAUUUUGGCUUUUCAACCUAGUAUUAAAACUAAUAAAAGCAAAGCCAUGCACAAAACUACCUCCCCAGAGAAAGGCUAGUCCCUUUUCUUCCCCAUUCAUUUCAUCAUGAACAUAGUAGAAAAUAGCAUAUUCUUAUCAAAUUUGAUGAAAAGUGCCAACACGUUUGAACUGAAAUACGACUUGUCAUGUGAACUGUACCGAAUGUCUACGUAUUCCACUUUUCCUGCUGGGGUUCCUGUCUCAGAAAGGAGUCUUGCUCGCGCUGGUUUCUAUUACACUGGUGUGAAUGACAAGGUCAAAUGCUUCUGUUGCGGCCUGAUGCUGGAUAACUGGAAAAGAGGAGACAGUCCUGUUGAAAAGCAUAAAAAGUUGUAUCCUAGCUGCAGAUUCGUUCAGAGUCUAAAUUCAGUUAGCAACUCGGAAGCUACCUCUCAGCCUACUUUUCCUUCUUCAGUAACAAAUUCCACACAUUCAUUACUUCCGGGUACAGAAAACAGUGGAUAUUUCAGUGGCUCUUAUUCAAGCUUUCCAUCAAAUCCUGUAAACUCCAGAGCAAAUCAAGAUUUUUCUGCCUUGAUGAGAAGUUCCUACCACUGUGCAAUGAAUAAUGAAAAAGCCAGAUUACUUACUUUUCAGACGUGGCCAUUGACUUUUCUGUCGCCAACAGAUCUGGCAAAAGCAGGCUUUUACUACGUUGGACCUGGAGACAGAGUGGCUUGCUUUGCCUGUGGCGGAAAAUUGAGCAACUGGGAACCGAAGGAUAAUGCGAUGUCAGAACACCUGAGACAUUUUCCCAAAUGCCCAUUUAUCGAAAAUCAGCUUCAAGACACUUCGAGAUACACAGUUUCUAAUCUGAGCAUGCAGACACAUGCAGCCCGCUUUAAAACAUUCUUUAACUGGCCCUCUAGUGUUCUAGUUAAUCCUGAGCAGCUUGCAAGUGCGGGUUUUUAUUAUGUGGGUAACAGUGAUGAUGUCAAAUGCUUUUGCUGUGAUGGUGGACUCAGGUGUUGGGAAUCUGGAGAUGAUCCAUGGGUGGAACAUGCCAAGUGGUUUCCAAGGUGUGAGUACUUGAUAAGAAUUAAAGGACAGGAGUUCAUCCGUCAAGUUCAAGCCAGUUAUCCUCAUCUACUUGAACAGCUGCUAUCUACAUCAGACAGCCCAGAAGAUGAAAAUGCAGAGUCAUCAAUUAUUCGUUUUGAACCUGGAGAAGACCAUUCAGAAGAUGCAAUCAUGAUGAAUACCCCUGUGGUUAAUGCUGCUGUGGAAAUGGGCUUUAGUAGAAGCCUGGUAAAAUACACAGUUCAGAGAAAAAUCCUAGCAACUGGAGAGAAUUAUAGACUCAUCAGUGAUCUUGUGUUAGACUUACUCAAUGCAGAAGACGAAAUGAGGGAAGAGGAGAGAGAAAGAGCAACUGAGGAAAAAGAAUCAAAUGAUUUAUUAUUAAUCAGGAAGAAUAGAAUGGCACUUUUUCAACAUUUGACUUGUGUAAUUCCAAUCCUGGAUAGUCUACUAACUGCCAGAAUUAUUAAUGAACAAGAACAUGAUGUUAUUAAACAGAAGACACAGACAUCUUUACAAGCAAGAGAACUGAUUGAUACUAUUUUAGUAAAAGGAAAUAUUGCAGCCACUGUAUUCAGAAACUCUCUGCAAGAAGCUGACGCUGUGUUAUAUGAGCGAUUAUUUGUGCAACAGGACAUAAAGUAUAUUCCCACAGAAGAUGUUUCAGAUCUACCAGUGGAAGAACAGUUGCGGAGAUUACAAGAAGAAAGAACAUGUAAAGUGUGUAUGGACAAAGAAGUGUCCAUAGUGUUUAUUCCUUGUGGUCAUCUAGUAGUAUGCAAAGAUUGUGCUCCUUCUUUAAGAAAGUGUCCUAUUUGCAGGAGUACAAUCAAGGGUACAGUUCGUACAUUUCUUUCAUGAAGAAGAACCAAAACUUUGUCUAAACUUUAGAAUUAAUUUAUUAAAUGUAUUAUAACUUUAACUUUUAUCCUGAUUCGGUUCCUUAAAAUUUUUUAUUUAUUUACAACUCAAAAAAAUACUGUUUUGUGUAACAUAUUUAUAUAACUAUAUGUAUCUAAACCAUAUGAACAUACAUUUUAGAAACCAAGAGAAUGAUAGGCUGUUGUUCUUAUGAACAAAAAAGAGAUAGCACUACAAACACAAUAUUCAAUCAACAUUUCAGCAUUAUUGAAAUUGUAAGUGAAGUAAAAUUUAAGAUAUUUGAGUUUGCCUUUCAGAAUUCUGAAUAUUAUGGCAUUGCAUUAAUACUGGCAACAUGAAGCCAGAUGUGGUGGUGUGUGCCUGUAGUCCCAGGUGGAGGCAAGAGGAUUACUUGAGCCCAGGAGUUUGAAUCCAUCCUGGGCAGCAUACUGAGACCCUGCCUGUGAAAACAAACAGAACAAAAACCAAACACCAGGGAGACACAUUUCUCUGUCUUUUUUGAUCAGUGUCCUGUACAUUGAAGGUGUGCAUAUAUGUUGAAUGACAUUUUAGGGACAUGGUAUUUUUAUAAAGAAUUCUGUGAGAAAAAAUUUAAUAAAGCAACAAAAAUUACUCUUAUUCUUAAUAGCUUUAUUUCUAUGACAUUGGAUAGUUUAGUCACUCCCAGACUCUUUCCAUACUUCCUUGAAGCCUCUUAAAUAUUGAACUACAGUUUAUAUUCUUUCCUAUAAGAUGCUUCUUCAUUGACACAGAGCACGGGGUCAAGACACUAUAAAGUCUAUAGGAUUUUAUGGAAUGCCUGAGACAAGAAUCAAACAGUCCCUUUAGUAAGUUUGUUGAUUCAUUUGUCUAUUGAUUCAUUCAAGAAGUCUGAUGCCAGCCCCGCCUAUUGGUAGAAGGUCUGAGUUUUAUUCUUACCUCUUUGGUAUUAAUUCUGAAACUUAGAAAGUACACUGGUUAGCAAUGCUUGGGACCAACAGGUUGUUCUGGUAAAUAAAUCUGUUCCAUGUUGUCAGUGCAACAAAAUGUCCCCCUCUGCAUUACGUUUUUGGUACUCAACAUGUCCAAGUCAUAACUCUCUCCUUUGUUUCUUAUAGAGGUAUUAGGUCUUUAAGACUAGAAGUAAGACUGUAAUAGGGACAAUCAGGGGAAGACAGGCAAAGGCCAGUCAUCUAAACCAGUUCUAGAUGUCUGUGUAGGGGCAGAUGGCUCUGUAAGGGCAGAAGGGAAAGACCCCUUCAUAAGGGUCACAGCUGACAAUCCUAUAACAAAAGACAGGUUAACAAGAGAAAAACUCAACAAAUGUAUUUAACCAACGUUUUACAUGACCGGGGAGCCUUCAGAAUGAAAACCCAAAAUUACAGGGGAAACUAUGCAUUAUUAUGCUUAGGUUUGAUAAAGAAUGGACAGCCCUGAAGAACAGUGAUUGGAAAAAAAGAUAUGAUCUAAUGGGAAUAGACUCAGCUUGGGGACCUAGCAAGGCCUGUCUGUUCAGAUUCUUCUUGGUCUCUGUGCAGCAUUCCUUCCUCCUGGAUACAGGGCAGGGCCUGUAUGGAAUGGGGAUCUUAUAACCUACUAUCAAACAAGGUAGGUCAGAGAAUUUAUUUAUGGCCAGCUCUUACAUAGUUAGGUGAGGGAAGAUUAGAGUACUAUCUUUAUGGUGUAAGUCUGUCAUUGUGGAAAAGUGGUUCCGGUUUCUAUGACCUACCUUGGGGAAGAGGAAUUCAAGUUUCUAUAUCUUGCUUUCGGGGAGAAUGAGGCUGAAACAGGAGGGCAGGAUAACGUUAGAGAAAACUUUGCUUCUGAGGCCUUCACUUCGGGUUUUCUGAGCCCCAACAUCUGCUAGAGUUAUAAAAAUUAGGGACCAAGCGAGGGGAGGAAAGAAUCCAUCUCUUCAUUUGGAUGCUGGGAGACUAUUUCCUUGAGAUGCAAUUGAUUUUGCCUCUGCUAAGAGGCUCUGCUGGCUAGCCACAUGCUAGCCAGUGUCCUGCAUGGAUGCUACGCUGAAUUAUUUGUAAUUGUGCUUAGGUGAUUUGUAACUCAAGUAUAGGAUAUUUAAAUAGCAGGCACCCUUUUUGCAACUUUUUUUUUUUUUAAUCUAGUUCUUGUAUACUACAGAUAAUAUUUGAACUUGUCAUCUCACUGUACAACUUUUGUUCAUUUCUCAUUUUGGUAAUAAAUAGCUAUUAUAACCAA